Molecule: messenger RNA, 1506 nt
Organism: Gekko japonicus
Lineage: Eukaryota; Metazoa; Chordata; Lepidosauria; Squamata; Gekkonidae
Gene: ING4
Product: inhibitor of growth family member 4
Exons: 8
Coding region: 48-773 (241 amino acids)
Biological process (GO): regulation of DNA-templated transcription
Cellular component (GO): nucleus
Source: RefSeq, a predicted model, not a curated record
GGCGGGACGAAAGAGGCUGCAGCCCGGGCGCUUGCUUAGCACCCAAAAUGGCGGCGGGGAUGUACCUGGAGCAUUACCUGGACAGUAUUGAGAACCUCCCCUUUGAGCUGCAGAGAAACUUCCAACUCAUGCGAGAUCUGGACCAACGGACAGAAGAUCUUAAGGCGGAAAUCGAUAAACUGGCCACCGAAUAUAUCAGCAAUGCGCGGACGCUGUCUUCGGAGGAGAAACUGGGGCUGCUCAAGCAAAUCCAAGAGGCCUACGGGAAGUGCAAGGAGUUUGGGGACGAUAAAGUGCAGCUGGCCAUGCAGACGUACGAGAUGGUGGAUAAGCACAUCCGCCGGCUGGACACAGACCUUGCCCGGUUUGAAGCCGACCUGAAGGAGAAGCAGAUUGAGUCGAGCGACUACGACAGCUCCUCGAGCAAAGGCAAAAAGAGUGAGGACAGGAGCGGGAAGAGGGGGCCGGCCACCGAGACAGCAGGAGGGAAGGUUUCCGAGCAAACCACUGUGAUAAAAAAAGAGAGCACAGAGUACGGGAUGCCUUCGGUGACCUUUGGCAACGUGCAUCCUUCCGACGUGCUAGACAUGCCCGUGGAUCCCAACGAGCCCACCUACUGCCUGUGCCACCAGGUGUCCUACGGGGAGAUGAUCGGCUGUGACAACCCAGAUUGUUCCAUCGAGUGGUUCCAUUUUGCUUGCGUGGGGUUGACGACCAAGCCGAGAGGGAAAUGGUUCUGCCCUCGUUGUUCCCAGGAGAGGAAGAAGAAGUAAACUUCCCCCAUCCCCUGAGGUCCGGAUACUAUUGUCAGAACGCCCACCCCGGCCCCUGGGCUUCAGCACUCUUCUCCCAGUUCCUGGGCCCUUGUAGUUGGGGGGGGGGCUAACCCUGGGCGAGCAGAGCUGCCCGUGAAUGGUUUGUAUCCUCAUGACAGUUCCUGCGUGUGCUGAAACAUUCACUGCUUCCUGGACCCUCUGGGAAGUAACUCUGUGGCAACGACCUUGGAGGGCGGAGAUUCCACAGGAUGUAGCAAGCUCUCUUCAUCUGGCGGUCUUUGUUCCAAAACCUGGUAUCGGCUUGAAGAAAUGUGGACUUUCUCGAGGGAAAGGAAAUGACAACCGGAUAACCCAGGAGACUAGCAAAAUCGUCCCUUUGAGCUCCUUUGUUUUCCUGAUUUGUGGCCCCGUCGGAGGAACAGCCAGGUUAGCCCUUACCUGGUUGUUCACAAGCUGGCAUCCCUUCCCUUCCCGUCCCUAGAUUCUUCUUUAGAAGGAAAAGAAACCAUUUAGGGCCUGCUGGGCAUUACAUCUUGUCUUCUUGGGGAGUGGGGACCCCCUCUGCCAGGUGAGCCUCCUCCCUCUUCCACCAUCCCCAACAAAUGAAGCAUUCGUGACCUGGCAGUCCAGUCUUCUGUCACGGAGGCCAGCUGGGAUCUGCUCCCCUCCUGGUGCUGUUUGUUUGGGGGGGAGUCGAAACCCAGUGUUGUACGAUACAGCAUUAAAUAAA